Molecule: messenger RNA, 579 nt
Organism: Aspergillus mulundensis
Lineage: Eukaryota; Fungi; Ascomycota; Eurotiomycetes; Eurotiales; Aspergillaceae
Exons: 2
Coding region: 1-579 (192 amino acids)
Source: RefSeq, a predicted model, not a curated record
AUGAACCCCUUCGCACAGUCCCAAUCCCAAUCCCUAUCCCAACCUCCCGCCGAAGCUGAAGCUCCAACUGAAACUGAAGCUGAAGCCGGCCCCUCCACCCCCUCCCACACCGAAGACCAAAAGCGCCACUUCUACGACAGCCUCCCGGCCUCCGAGAAACAGGACAAGAGCUACAAGCAGUGGGUGCAGGAGGCGUACACCACGCAGUACGAGAAAUGGAUGCCGUGGCUGGAAGACCAGUAUCUGCGGUUGUUUGGGAAGGGCGACAAUAAGGCCUCGUAUGUGGCGAGGGAAAACCUCAGCAAGACAAAACUCACCGGCAACAGCCACCUCGACCAGCUGCAGGACGACACGAACAACCUGCUUGCCAACCAGGUCAGCGAGAACGGGCUGCUUGCGCCGGUGGGCAAUGCGGUUUCGAAGGAGGGGAUUAAUCGGGUGGAGCGCGGGGGGAGGGAUGAGAGGGGUUCGUAUGGGGGCGCGCUGGGGCUGGGGGGUGUGGUGGAUCCGGUUGUUGAUGGCGUGAAGAGCGUGGGGGGCUCGAUUGGGGGGGUUUGGGGGGGUGCAGGUGGGAAGUAG